This is a messenger RNA of Varanus komodoensis (Komodo dragon), 2249 nucleotides long. It is a transcript of the gene MIEN1, whose product is annotated as migration and invasion enhancer 1. NCBI's taxonomy places the organism in Eukaryota, Metazoa, Chordata, Lepidosauria, Squamata, Varanidae. The record is from RefSeq and is a predicted model, not a curated record. Gene Ontology annotation, biological process: positive regulation of filopodium assembly; negative regulation of apoptotic process. The coding region runs from base 87 to 425 and encodes 112 amino acids. The transcript has 4 exons.
UGAAGUUCCAUUCCCGACGUUGCGGCCGGGCCGAGUGAAAGAGAAAUAAGGGUUUGGAAGGGGCUGGCUGGCUUAGAGGCGGCGCCAUGAGCGACGGGGCUGGGGAGCCGGCAGCGGAGGCCCCGCCCGUUACCGGAAAAGGGGUCCGAAUCAUGGUGGAAUACUGCAAACCUUGUGGCUUUGAGUCCGCCUACCUAGAAUUGGCAAGUGCAGUAAAAGAAGAAUAUCCUGAUGUGGAGAUUGAAUCCCGACUUGGGGGGACAGGUGCUUUUGAAAUAGAAAUAAAUGGGCAGCUGGUCUUCUCCAAACUCGAGAAUGGAGGAUUUCCGUAUGAGAAAGAUCUCAUUGAAGCCAUCUGGAGGGCUAGCAAUGGGGAACCACUUGAGAAGAUCACCAAGAGCCGACCCCCUUGUGUUAUCCUUUAGCCUCUCUGGCCUGCACCUUUCAAUUCUCCACUUGCCCUCCUCUUAACUCUGGCCAUCCUUGCCUCAGCCUCUGACCCAGGUUUAAUUACCUUGCUAAGUAGGGUUGCAAGAGGAAUGUCAAGUUAUUUUGAGUUGCUUGUCUGCAAACAGUCUUCUAAGGAAGAACCUGAGCCGCUUAAUGGAAGCAAGGAGAGCAGGUUACUUGCUAAAUAUGUUGGGUCAGUCAGCCUUUCUGCUGAAGGGGAGUCCGCUUUGGAACCCCAUUCUCAUUCCUGGAGACUAAACUCUGACUUUGGCAUUUCUCUAUCCUCAAAUGUACUCGCAAGAGUGAAGCCUUAUUCUUUUCCCCUUUUCUUUUCAGAAGUAGGUUCCCUCUGUUUCUCCUGACUUUGGUGGCUCAUUCCGAGACAUCAGCUGCUUCUCCUACCCUGGUACACCUUUAACUAGGAGCCAGAAUGUGCAAGUGUCUUGUCCUGUCUUAGGCUUCACUUUAAUUUUUCAUGGUUAACCCCACUCAGUACAAUGAUGAUACGGGAUGCGGAGAGCAUGCUGGAAUCUCAGCUGUUUCCCACUGCAUGUCUUUCUCCCUUGUUGUGCCUGUUAUCGUCACAGCUGCUGUAGGGUAAAGAACGGCACAAGCAAUGGCAAGGACAUACAAAGGACCAUCCUGUCAGGUGCCCUCUCUGUGUGUUGUCUUCUAUAUAUUUUGGAUUGUAAUUUCCAGGACUUCUGAGCAUUGGACUCAGUUGGGACUUACAGAAUCAGAAGUCCUCAAUAUUUGCAGGGCACUUGUAUUGGGGAACGUGCCAUAUCAGCAAGCCAGACUGAGAUAUUAGGGUGAAGGAGAGGAUAUAGCUCAAGAAAGACCUGUUAAAAUUAGUGGUCCAAUAGUGAUGCAUUGGAGUUUGCUGCAUAAAAUGCUCUUUUCUUCCUUUCUUUUUUUUUUUAAGACUAGCUUAAAACCUGGAGCUAUUCAGAACAGGCCAGUGAUUUGGGUAUAAUCUUUCCUACCAAGACCAUUGUGUCAGUGCUUAAUAUAAUAUACAUCUGAACUGGAAGUGCUUUAAAAAGUGUAUUAAGUUGAAUCUUUCUGAAUUGAGAGCAUUAUCAAGCCAAAUAUUUUGAGAGUGAAGUAUGUGCUUCAUUCUCCCAUUGCAAUAUGGAAUUUCAAGAGUACACACUUUAAAAAUCAGUUUCUCUCUCAGAUACCAUCUGUGAAUCAAACAGCAGAUCCAGAUUGCCUCACAUUGGCAGAGCCUUGUAGUUGCAUUGGACUACAUCAUCCAUCACCCACACCCAGAACAGACCUUUUGGGCAUGCUGGCUGGGAAUGAUCAGAGUAGUAGGUCAAUACCCAGAGGGCACCAGGUUGGGGAAGGCUGACAGAAAGCUCACUGUGCUGUUUAAGUUUCCCCAAUACUGGCCAUGGUAGCAAUGAAACAAGCAUGGCACACAUUUUGUUUUGCAGUGGUGGUGGAGAGAGGAAACAAAGGAGGCCUACUGAGAAAUGCCAGCCAUGCAAAUGCAUUGCAUCUAGUUCAUAUCAACAUGCUUAGUGCUCUUGUGCCUCCACAUGGUCCCAAACACAUGGAUGUUUUCACCCAGUUUCCACCUUUUUAUCUGCCCAUUGGUGACUUGGGCACGUCUACCACAGCUUGAAAUGCUAAAAGAAAGUCUUCAGUGCUACAGGAGACUGGAGAGAGAUCCCCUUGCUCAGAGAUGAAGAAAGAGCCAGUCGGGCUUUUAUUCCCUCUGUCUUUAUGUGCUGAGAAUGUUGAUGAUCUAUUUGCCGAAUCCAAUUUAUAUUAAAAAAAUUAAGCAGUUA